AUUCAAAUCAAUUCGAAUCUGGAACUAGAGUAUCUGGAAUCUGGAGUGUCAGUGAAAUACAUAUAGUUUGAUAUAGUUUGUUAAUUUUAAUUUUUAGUGGUGCGUCCCCUAUUUUACUAUUAAAAUAAAUUACAUUAUUUACAUAAAAUUAUUUAAAGAUUUAAACAAUGCAUAACACUUAAUACUGCAAAAAAAAAAAAGGAUAAUCCUUGCAAUAUAUCUGUAUAGCUAUGUGCUGUAACUUUGUUAGAAGUAUUGUGAUCUACUACUUGUGGAAAUUGGCAUUAUUUUAAGCUAAUUAGGAAAGCAUGAGAAGAUAUGGCUGAACACAGCAAUGAUCUUUAUGAACGACAGCUCUUUGCUGUGUUUGAGAGCUGUUUAACAAAAGGAGAGAAUGAACUUGAUGAAAACGAUUUGUUUUCCAUUUGCAAUAAAUUACAUCUCCAUGGAUUAAUUGAGGAAUUGAAAUCGUGCAUUCGCGAACAUUGUCCGGAUAAACAAACUAUAUCUUUUGAAGAAUUUCGGGACGGUUUAUUACUUUUGUUGAAAAAGUUCCAGGGAUUGAUUACUGAUAAACAGCAUAUUGUACAGCCGUGCUAUAAUUUAAGUACGUGCGAGAAUAUUGAGAAAAGCGAGAUCUCUAUCGAUGGUCAGGGUAUCUCAGAGAUUCAUCUUCAAGAUAUGAAAUCUAAUAUUACAAUGGAUGAGAAUAGAUUAACACACUUAUGGGAAAAAAUAAAAAUUUACUUAAGGAGUAACAUGGAUCCUGUAACAGCGAUACAAUUUAUAUCAAAUUGUUUAGGAAUUCCAGAACUUCCAAAGCAAAUAAUAGAAUCCAUCUUUGAGAGACUUGAUCAGAAUUGCGACGGGUUGAUAAGUUUCGACGAGUUCGUAAUUAUAUUUCAAAAGAGAAAGAGUAUAGAGGCUUCGCAAACGAAUAAUGCAUCUGACAACAAUAUUGUAAAUUGUGAUGUAAAUACCUUAGGUUUUACUAUAUGCAAAUCUCGUAGAAUGAACUCGAUACAGCUUAACAGAACUUUAGAUAAGGAGGAAGGUGCUGGUGUAUCCAAUAUAACUGUAUUAUCUUCUAGUAGAGAUUUUAAUGCUUUGAAUACUAGUCUUGCAGAAAUAACAAAUAUCAUAUGCAACGAACUCAAAAAUUUGAAUGAAUCGUUUGAUAAUAAUACCAUUCAAUCUCAUAUUACUUUAUUGCAAGAAAUGAUUGUUGCUCAUCAGGAUGAGCAACGCAAUCUAAAUGCUACAAUAGAAAACGUGAAAGUGGAAAGGGAGAAGAUGCGUCUCGAUAUGUUGGAAGCUAACGAACGGGCUAAUUUAUUGGCGCAGGAAAUUGAUGAAUGUCAAGUUCAAUUGGAAAAAACCAAGAGAAAUCUACAGAGACAGAACGAACAACGUUAUGCUGAAAUUACAAAAGAAUUGUCGGAUCAGUUUAAUAUUGAACGAGAGAUGAAUGCUGUGGUACUAAAAUCAAAAGACGAUCAGUUACAAGUGUUACAGAAAGAGAAUCAUGACAUGAAGAAUAAAAUCGUAAAUAUUUUGCAGGAGAAUCAAAUGCUCGAAGCGGAAAAUAAAUCUCUUCUCAAUCAGAUUGAAAAGCUGCGGCAAUCUAAUAAUGAUUUAUUAACACAGAUAAAGAUAUUAGACGCAGAGCAUGACGAAAUACAGAAUAUAGAAACGAAGCAACAAGAGCAAGUUGAUUUCUUUGUCAAUCGUAUCAAACAAUUGCAGUCGGAAAUAAUUCUCUUGCGUGAUCAAAACGACGAACUUAAUAUGGAAUUGGAAAAUUUCAGAUGUCACAGCGAAGAUAAGAAACACAAAGCAUCUGUCGAAACUCCACUCGAAACUCUUAUUUCGUUAUGUGAUCGGAAUGAAAAUCGUGCACCGAUGCAAGAUUUUGAAAUGGAUCAACAGGUCGUUGAUGCAAAAGUGUCAUUUGGUUUCGGACCACCAAUGGAUAAAGAACGACAAACCGAUAUACCAAAUUCUAACACAACGGAAUACAAAAAAUUUGGAGACACAAUUAUAAAAGAUCUGGAAAAUGUACUAUUAACAAAUACAAAAUGCAUUUCAGAGAAGUGUGCCUUGAGAGACGCUAUAUCGAGAUUAAUUGCUAAUCUGCAAUUAAAUUUUUCACUACGUUCCUCUUCCGCGCGAGAUUUCGGAAAGAGUAUAGCGUCUGAGCUCGAAAUGGAAUGCGAGGAACGAACAAACGAAUCCUUGCGUGAUUUAGUCGUUUCGAAAAUAUCAAAACCGAAUACUUUCGCGAAACGUUUAGCGGUGUCGAGCAGCAUGGAAGAUUUCACUAGUCAAGAUACAAAAGACAUAAUGCAAAAUAAAAUGACAAGUCUUAGAGAUUAUCCACCCCGAAAAGAAGAACAUUCUGUGGAUCAGUGCAAAAAUAAUAAGGAAAAAAUGAAUUCUUCCAAUAUUAUCGAAGUUGAAAACAUUCCAAAAGUUGUAACGACAAAUGUAGAAUUAUUAGAAAUUGAGAAGAAGCAAUUAAUCGAACGUUGCCAAGAACUCGAGCGUAGUUUAGAUUUAUUAAAAACGGAAUACGAAGAAUGUGAGGAUUAUUGGGCUGCCAAAUUGGAAGAGGAAAGACAACUCUUUGAACAAGAACAAAAAAUAAGUGACGACAAACUUGCCGAGCUUAUUAAUAAAAUAGUAGAAUAUGAGGAAUUAAUUAGUCCUUCGGAUAAAUUAAAAAAUGGCGGCGGGCGAUUGUCUCCGAUAGAAGAGAAGUUUACUUUGGAACAACAGUACAUAGCUCUUGAGGAAGAAUUCGAGAAAUGGAGAAUAAAAACUGAAAAAGAUAUUUCUCAAAAGAAUUUAGAAAUUGAAGAUUUGUGUGAAAAAUUAAGAUUGGCAGAACAGCCAAUUACAAAUGAUUCCUAUGUACAAGUGCCGGAUGAAAUUUUUUUGCCGACAAUGUCAGACUCGUCGCACUAUAAAUCUUCCAGUACAUCUAGUAUACCGUCUACGAACGAGCCAUUGACGAAUCUAUGCACAAUCAAUCAUACUUCUUCGAUGGAAUUUCUACUAUCCAACGAUUCCAAUAGAUUAUUAAAACAAGAAGAUCAUGUAGAUGAUCAUGAUUUGUAUAGUAUCAAAUGUUCUGAAACGAAAGAAAUAAAAACUAUCAACAAGCAUCACAAGAUGGGAGCAAUAUAUCAAAAUAAUUCGCUUAUUAGCGCUAAUACUACGGUAGGACUAAAAGAAGAAGAUAAGCGCGACACGGAAUUUAAAUUUACACGUGAUGUAACGAAAGAAAUCAGUUGCCCGUGCACACAGAAUAAUACACAGCAACAUGUAGAUUGCGUCGAUCUAAGCGUCUUGCAAGAUUUAAAAAUGAAACUUUACACACAAGAACGUAAAAAGCGAUAUUUGCAACAUUAUAUUAAACAGCAGCGUCAGUCCAUUGAGAAACUGUUGCAACAUAUUAUGGCGCAGCAUCAGACAGAAGUAUGCGAAUUACAGUGCCUUCUUCGUAAUAGUCAAGAGAGGCUACAAAUACAAGUUCAAACAACAAUUGAUCAGGCUGAUAAAUUAGCCAGUGCCGACAUAUUAGUGAAGGAUUUGUAUAUAGAAAACGCAUAUCUAACGGCACAUAUGAAACGCUUGCAAGAACGGUGUCUCAUCUUAAGCGGCCUCGAUGUGGGAACGACUUCAAUAUGAUAUGUUUAAAUAGCUAUUACUAUUAAAUAAUAAAUUAACGCGUUAUUGUAUUGUAUUGAAUAAUUGUACAUUAUUUAUUUUGUAAUACGAUUAUUAGCGAUGUACAAGUGAUGUCGAUGAAUGAUGUUGCGGUAAAACUCAGGGAUGCAUAUGGUUGAGAAAUGUAUAUUGUAACAUACACAUACACACGCGCGCACACACACACACACACACACACACGAGUGCCUUUUCGAUAUUUAAUUUAUCUGAAAACUAAAGUAAGAGCUUUAAUCGAUAUCAUAAAAUUAACGUCAAAUCUAUGACCUGGGGGGGAGGGGAGGAGAAGGAGAGCGAUUGUUAUUUAAAUAGCAUAGAGUAAGGCACACAGAGAAAAAUUAUGGAGUGAAAAGUUUGUAUUACCAGAGUUAAUCGAUAAUUUUUCAUUAAAUGAUGGCAUAAUGUUUUUCUAUUAUAUGGAUGCAUAAAACAAUGUGUAGAUGUAAAAAAAUAUUGAAUACAUUAAGUAUUUAAAGUGUAUAUAUAUGUAUGUAUCUCGGUGAUACAUUGUCAUGUUCUUUGCUGCAAUAUUUAUGAUAUACUCUAGUGGCUACUGGAAUAAUUGUAAAUAAUAAUAAAAAUCUUCCUUCGCA
Molecule: messenger RNA, 4322 nt
Organism: Formica exsecta
Lineage: Eukaryota; Metazoa; Arthropoda; Insecta; Hymenoptera; Formicidae
Gene: Bsg25D
Product: girdin
Exons: 5
Coding region: 319-3693 (1124 amino acids)
Biological process (GO): microtubule anchoring at centrosome
Cellular component (GO): centrosome
Molecular function (GO): calcium ion binding
Source: RefSeq, a predicted model, not a curated record